Messenger RNA from Sipha flava (yellow sugarcane aphid), 2523 nucleotides. RefSeq lists its product as uncharacterized. The transcript is spliced from 13 exons. The coding region runs from base 672 to 2366 and encodes 564 amino acids. The record is from RefSeq and is a predicted model, not a curated record. Lineage: Eukaryota; Metazoa; Arthropoda; Insecta; Hemiptera; Aphididae.
CCCGUUGACGGCAGCCGACCGACCGACCGACCGACACUACCACCAGUUCGUUUACUGCGACCGAGUGGACGUCUAUUCCGUGUGCGCGCAGAUGUCGUCCCGUUGUUCCGCUGCGCUCGUCCGGUGCGGCCUGGCUUGAGCACAUUGAUUGUAUUCGAUUGUUUUCAGGUCCGACCGACACACGCGUGUUCGUAAUCGACGAACGGUUUUCGCGUUUUUAUUACCUGCUGUCAAUCGCUGUGUGGUAAAAGAGAAAAAUCGCCUUCCGGUCGUUGAAUGCGGUCAACCGCAGACGACCGCAAGAAUUCGAUCUCUCGAACGCAGCAGCAACAACAACAGCCAUUGCAUAGUUCCGUCCACGCCGCCGCCGUGUCUCGCGUUCGCAGAAAAACCGUAAAUAAAAAUAGAGUUGGUAAUUUUCUUGCAGACGCGUGUCGUUUCCAUGUGCAAUAUUUAAUAGCACCGCGGACAUAAGAAUACAUUGCAGUUGUAGUGUGUUAUUCGUUUUUUUAUCCUGCCCAGCGUUUUUCAUAACCAGUGUUUCUCGGUUCUCAGUGCGUUUCCUGUAGUGUUGAGUGCGUGUUUUUUUCCAGUUUUGAGAUUAUCGUUACACACCUGCUGUCUCUCAUCAGCGCCGGAUGACCGUCAAAUGUGCAGAUAAUUGAAUCACAAUGAUUGUGCUUCCGGUAUUUGGGCUACUAAUAACUGUUGCAGUCCAAAGGAUACAUGGUGAAUGCCAAUUUCCUGACCAAUGGUCCGGUCGAUGGUUCCAAUCUGGCGUGAACCAUUACAUCAACAUAAAUUCGACUAGUAUUACGACUAAAGGAGAGUGCGUGCAAAACGUCAGCGACAAGUUUCUAAUCGAAGACAGGGAUGAAGACUGCAGAAGAUGCUUGGUGAUAACAGAAAAACAUCAGAACGUAAUACAGUACAAAGAAAACGCAAUAUGUGAAAAACGCAGUCUUGACGACCUGUGUGGUGAAAUAACUAGCGAUGCUCCACUCUACUCAAUGUUUAGAGUAGAUGCCACUCCAAUUCCAUGUCCAUUUGAUGGACUACAAGCACCGUUCCAUUUUUCCUAUAGUCGAGGUGGUUAUACUGAAUGCAAAUCACCUGUUUCAAAAGCUGAUUCGUGUACAUCAGACUCAAGGUUGAUGCUCAAGUUUCAAGCUUGUCCGGACGUCCUUAACACGGAGAGCACAGUCGAAGAACUAUUGUGUUUGGCCACGUGGAAGGACGGAUCGACCAAAUACAUGAUCGGUAAGCUGGAACACACACCUACGUCGUCUGACGAAGACAAGUAUCGAUGCUUUGUCGUGGGCAAAUCGAACGGUGGUUCGUUUGAAAUGGCCCAGUCCGGUGAUGCGACGUGUAAUGGUAUGUCAUCUCCCACUGACGGGUCCAGAACGAUGAAGUUCAAUAGAGUGGAGAACCACCAUCAUCACGGCGUUGGUAACGGUUGUCGAUAUCCGUCAUGGUUGACCGAACACCACACCUGGCACUCGUUGAACCACGGUCACGUUUACCAUUUCUCGCCGAGGAACGGCACAUUGCGGAAGAGCAUCCCGGGGGCCGGACCCGAUCACGAUAUCCGCGCUGCGUGUUACAGGGUACUCAAUAACACCGACAACAAGGCAACAAUUGUCACGCACUACACUAUAGGGUGCCAAAGCGGAUAUGCAUGCAUGAGGUUUUAUCGUCGUGACAACCAAGUUGUUGAGGUCCAAGAGAGUGAAAAUCCUAUGGAAAACUCAGACGACGCUUGUCGGCCAGACAACUUCCACUCACAGCUGUUGACGUACAGCACGUUAGUGCCUCCUUCGCCAAAAGGUCGUGAUUGUCCGUUCGCGGGCCGAUACGAGAUCAGCGGCGGCCUGAACGCCGAAGACGUGGGCAAAGCGCUAGCCGCCAGUCGUCCCGGCAGCGAGAACAAUCCGGACAAACCGACGCCAUGCAACCCGCCCGGCAAACAGUACCUGACGGUCGGAUGUAAUUCGCCCGACACCAUGGAGUUCCAGUCCGAGUGCGGCACCAAGACAGUCGCCGCGUACACUUGUUACGGACACUGGAAGAACGAAGUCACCGACGUGAACUACGUGAUAUCCACGCCGCAGGGACGGUCAGCGCCCAAUUCCAGACGAUAUUGUUUCAUCAUGUCGCAGGUGAACGGAAUGGCCCAGCAAACGCUACACAUCGCCUCGGUCAUGGAGUCGUGCCAUCCGCACCCGUUGGGCCGGUUGCACUGGGCCUUCAACAUAACGCACCAAGGUCUGUGCAGUUCGGAAUCGAGCAGCGUGACCUUAACCAGCAUACCACUCCUAGUCCUGUUGGCCGCCUUACUGGUCGCCGUAGUCAAUCGUCGGUGAUCGUCGUCGUUCACAGUCACGUCGACCGACCGUUUGGAGGAGGCUCACGCCAAAAUAUGACGAUGACAACGACCACGUUGCCGAAGAAAAAAUAAUUUACCGAGCGGUCCCUCUCCCCCCCCCCCAAAUUGUAUACCCCAGUGUAUAAUUAUUAUCA